Heterobilharzia americana is the source of this 420-nucleotide messenger RNA. NCBI's taxonomy places the organism in Eukaryota, Metazoa, Platyhelminthes, Trematoda, Strigeidida, Schistosomatidae. The record is from the annotation of a GenBank genome assembly.
GGAAUUGGUAUAUUCGACUUCAAAGUUGGUUAUCAAUACAUAUACAGGUGGGAAGUUGUACACGGAUUCAGCGAAACGCAUUCGUCAGACAAUGAGACUAGUGAGAACAAUAAGGAUAGUAAUCAUUCUCGCAUGAUAAAAGGAUUUGCAAAGAUUGUCAGUGGACCGGAGUGCGACAUGAGAUUAAAGAUGUAUUCAGUAGAAGAAUUUUCCCCAACUGAAGGAUCAUCUGAGUAUGAAAAGCACUCCGUAAAAUUUUGCCUCGAAAAUGGCAGACUUAAGUCCAUCGAGUAUUCACAAGAUGAAAAAAAUCAUUCUAUCAAUCUGAAAAAUCUCUACUAUUCCAAUUACAAAUGUCUACCGAAACUUAUGGGCUGCCUCUUCGAACUAUUGAGACAGAUUAUUUGGGGACAUGUUUAA